This is a messenger RNA of Nerophis ophidion (straightnose pipefish), 3367 nucleotides long. RefSeq names its product PDZ domain-containing RING finger protein 4-like. The transcript has 8 exons. Gene Ontology annotation, molecular function: protein binding. Bases 163 to 2325 code for a protein of 720 amino acids. The record is from RefSeq and is a predicted model, not a curated record. NCBI's taxonomy places the organism in Eukaryota, Metazoa, Chordata, Actinopteri, Syngnathiformes, Syngnathidae.
GAAGGAAGGAGCAGGCGGCGGAUGUGCAGCUGCCAAAGGAGAGUGGCGCCUCCUCCGCACCUGGAGAUGACAAGCAGCGCUGCGCCGUGUGGAACCUGACCCCCCUCCCCUCCCCUCCCCGCUUCCCCCUCGCUCCUGUCCGACGCCCCCGGGGAGGAUUGCAUGCCUGCCGUUUCCACGACAACUAUAAUGGGCUGCAAUCUCUGCACUUUAAGGAAGCGAGAGGAACACUACAAGCUGCUGUAUGAGAUAGGACAGGUCAACGGCAAGGAGCUGUCCAAGUCCAGCCAUGAGGAGACCUUCCGGCCCGCCGUGGUGGUUCAGGUCAUCCGGCGGACCCCCGGCGGCCCGCCUCAGGAAAUCCGUGUGGUGGAUGCUUGCACGCAGACCGACAUCACCUUUGAACACAUCAGGGCGCUGGCCAAGCUGCGGCCUUCCACGCCUCCCGUGCCUGAUGUCUGUCCCUUCCUGCUGUCCGACAGCUGCCACUCCCUGCACACCCUGGAGCAGGAUUACUACCCAGGGACCGACUACCUCUCGCCCGUUCCGCUUGACGGCGAAAGGACGGAAGAGUUGGAGUACGAGGAAGUGGAAUUGUGCCGACUCAGCAGCCAAGAAAAGCUGGGGCUGACUCUGUGCUACAGGACGGACGAGGAGGAUGAUGUGGCCAUUUAUGUCAGCGAGAUCUGUCCCAACAGCAUCGCCGCCAAAGAUGGCCACAUCCGAGAGGGGGACCGCAUACUGCAGAUCAAUGGUCGGGAUGUGCAGGAGCGAGAGGCUGCCAUGGCUGCGCUCUCCAAGGAGGACUGUCGCAGCAUUCUACUGCUGGUGGCCCGGCCGGAGAUACAGCUGGAGGAGACCUGGCUGGACGACGAACACAGCGACUUCCUGGAGCAGCUGAAAAUAGAAAUGCUGGAGGAACAGCAGCGCGAGGAAAUGGAAUUGGCCGUCUUCCCAGAGGAGCAGAGAGCAGAGGAUGACCGGCCCACCUGCUCCACGCGUACCCUUGGAGAGCAAAUGGACAGUUCCGAGCAGGAAGUCCUGGCGCACAUCCAGAGACAUCUGUCCCAGUGUCUCCUGGACAACUUGGACACGCGCCGGCCAGAGGGCCAGGAGGACAAAGAGGACGAGGAAGCGGCAGGUGAGCGCUUCCAGCAACUCCUGGAGCUCAAGUGUCAGAUCCGGAACAGCGGCGAGUACGACCUCUUCUACAGCCGCCGCAGCACCAUCGAGUGCAGCGUGGCCGAGCAGGGCGGCGUCCAGCAUGAGCUGCGCUUGCUCAAUGAAGAGCUGCGCAGCAUCGAGCUGGAAUGCCAGAAUAUCAUGAAAGCCCACCAGAUCCGCAAAGGCCAGCAGUCGCCCUCCACCACCGGGAUCUCGGUGCCCUCUGAGCCCAGGGACCAAAACCUCCACAAGGGGAGUGAGGACAAGGACAGCUCCAGUGCCUACAACACGGCGGAGAGUUCGCGGAGCACCCCGUUGGCCAUGGAUCGCUCUCCGGAACAUUCCCUCCAGAGGAUGGUGAGCCUCACCAACCAGAGGAACCUCCGCAGCAGCCUUGCCAGCCCCAUCCCCAUGGCAGGAUGCAGAGCGCCCCUCCUGGGCAAGAGCAGCAGCCCGGACCACAGUGACCCCUCAGACCAGUCGGAUCAGACGCUUCUGCCCGAGGAAGAUCAUAAAGGGAACCUGAGGCCUGGCGUUUCCCAAAUCCCUUACUUCUCCCCGUCCCAGCACCGACAGAGCAACAUCCCAGAGCACGCCCACCACUACCAGAGCUACAUGCAGCUGAUCCAGCAGCGCUCGGCGGUGGAGUACGCCCAGAGCCAGCUCAGCCUGCUCAGUGUCUGCAAGGAGCCCCAGGGCCCCCUCAACCAGCCCAAGAUGGAAUGGAAGGUGAAGAUCCGCAGCGACGGCACACGCUACAUCACUAAGCGGCCCGUGCGGGACAAGAUCCUGCGGGAGCGCGCCCUGAAGAUCAAGGAGGAGCGCAGCGGCGGCAUGACCACGGACGACGACACCAUGAGCGAGAUGAAGAUGGGCCGCUACUGGAGCAAAGAGGAGAGGAAGCAGCAUUUGGUGCGAGCCAAGGAGCAGAAGAAGAGGCGGGAGUUCAUGCAGAGGAGCCGCCUUGAGAGCUUGAAGGAGAACCCUCAGAGCAGCAGCGAGGUCAGCAUCAUCCAGCUGAGCCACAAGAAGAUGAUGAAGAAGCGCAACAAGAAGAUCCUGGACAACUGGAUGACCAUCCAGGAGCUGAUGACUCAUGAGGCCAAGGCUCCGGAGGGAGUGCAGGUGCACAACGCCUUCCUCUCGGUCACCACCGUAUGAUAUAACUUCCUGUCUACCCGUGUGGUAAUACAAGAACUUCCUGUCUACACGUGUGGUAAUACAAGAACUUCCUGUCUACCCGUGUGGUAAUACAAGAACUUCCUGUCUACCCGUGUGGUAAUACAAGAACUUCCUGUUUACCCGUGUGGUAAUACAAGAACUUCCUGUCUACCCGUCUGGUAAUACAAGAACUUCCUGUCUACCCGUGUGGUAAUACAAGAACUUCCUGUCUACCCGUGUGGUAGGAGAUGAUUGCCUCGUUCAAUGUGGCCUUUUUAGCAUGACAAUAGCAGUAUUUUUCACACUUUGUAGGCACCAGGAGCAUUUUGUAAAGAAUUUAUGGCGUUCCCUUCACUUUUUCUAUUGGACAUCUUCUUACGUUCCCGCCUUCUUUUUUACAUCUGCACUAGCGCUCAAAAGUUUGGGGACACUUUUUCCUUUCAGUGGAAAGUGUGUGUCAGCGUUCGACGGGUAUGGUUUGUUGGAACCAAAAACAGUACAACUUUUCCACGUGUGUGUGUGUGUAUGUGUGUUUCAUACGCAGAACUGUUUUGAAUGCUUGUCCACUCCUCUUUACAUUGUUUACAUGGUUAUUAUCCAACUGUACACUUCUCUACACACUACAUCGAUACACUUGAACUAUCUGACCCUAGAAGAGAGCUAAAUCCAAAGAUCAGCCAUUUAAUAUAUUUAAAAGAGAACUGCUCUUUUUAGGGAAUGUUGCCUAGCAUUCCUUCUUUCAUUAUGGGAGACAACAACUUACAAGUCUUUCUUUUUUCAGGACUUUAAACCGCUUGAAAUAUGCAACUAAUGAGAGUGACCGUUGUAACCUUCAAAAACAUUUUAUACACAAACUGCAAGUAUUUGUAUAUAAUGUAGUAACGGACACCUUCAUAACAAUAUGUACAAAUCACACACACAAAUAUAAAUAUAAUGAAGUAACAGACACCUUCAAAACAAUAUGUAAUAUGUACAGUAUGUAUAUAUAUAAUGUAGUAAAAGAGACCUUCAAAACAUUAUGUAAUAUGUACACUAUAGUCAC